Molecule: messenger RNA, 2361 nt
Organism: Anopheles marshallii
Lineage: Eukaryota; Metazoa; Arthropoda; Insecta; Diptera; Culicidae
Gene: lost
Exons: 4
Coding region: 1-2361 (786 amino acids)
Cellular component (GO): cytoplasm
Source: RefSeq, a predicted model, not a curated record
AUGGUAGCCAGCGAGGCCGAGGACGACGUCCAAAAGAAUUCUCCACCGGCGACGACGAAUAAUGAAGACACCGCACCAUCGAAACUAUUCUACCGGAUGGAGGUAUGGGGAUCGAUGAAACCCCUUUUUCCGCAAGGCUCAAACCUAAGCCGUUACGUAAACAGAAAAAUACCUCUCUUUCCGGAAGCGGAACAGACGGCUGAACGGCUCGCCGAAACUCCCGAGUUUAAAGAUGCGAAAAAUAUUAAAGUGAACAUCGAUAUGGCGCAGGAAUCGGUUAAGCUGCAGGUGCUGAAGGCGAACAAAACGCUGUUCGUUGCACCGUCGCAAAAGUCCGACUACCUGUACGCGAAGAUUAAGCUGCCGACCAGCCUAGAGGAGAUCCCACUGGUACAACAAAGGCGUAUCGUCAAGAUGUUGGCCGGAGAGGAAACGUACGAGGAGCUGGGCAUCGAUCAGACCGAACCACUGGACAUGGUUGUGGUCGGUUGCGUGGCUGUAUCGGAGCGUGGCCAGCGCAUCGGUAAGGGCAACGGGUACGUUGACCUAGAGAUUGGCAUACUGCACAGCCUGGGUGUGAUAACGCCGAAAACGGUAAUCGCCACCACGGUCGCAGACGAGCAGGUGUACCAAGAGCUGCCGACGGACCUGUUCCAGAACUAUGACUUCACCGUUGACCUGAUCGUAACGCCGACCCGUGUGAUCCGCGUGGAUCCGAGGCCGGAUCCGCGCGCGAUCGGCGUGCAAUGGGGUUUGCUUUCCUCCCGCCGGCUAGAAGUGGUACGGGUGCUCAAAAAGCUAAAGGAGCGACUGGAAAAGGAGGGUCAACAUAUUGAGCUGAAGGACGAAGACACGGAUGUGGAAAGCUUCGCCAAGCGGCGCACGCGCGGUAAUGGCAGUGGUGGCGGCCGUCAACAGGAUCGGCGCCGCCAGCAGUACCGUCGCCGCCGCUCGACACGCAAUAGCAACACCGACGGCCAAAAUGACACGAAGGGCGGCAACGGGGAGCAGCAGGGUGGGACCGAGAAUGGUGCCGGUUCGGGAAUGGCAUACUACAACAGCCCGCGCGGGCCAAGGCGCAUCCGUAAACCACGCGUUCCCCGACACAAAACGUCCCACAGCCCAGACGAGGAUACUUACGAAAAAUACCACAAGCUGCCGCCACAGCAGCGGAAGCGUCGCAAGCAGGGCAUUCGGGGACGUGAUGCCGAGUACAAAUACGGUCGUGGUAAAGAUGAUGAUGAGCCCAUCCCCGACAAAAACCGUUUAAAGCUAACAGCGGAGGAUGUUGAAAUGCGCAUACAGAAGCCCUUUCUGGAUGCCGUCCGCAUACGGGUCUCGAACAUGUUCUCGGUCCCAUUCAAGGAGUUUAAGGAGGAGCUGCGCAACCGGGACUGCUAUCCGGCUAAAAUUAACCAGAGCCGCAACGGCCGGUGUGUGCUAAUCUUCCCGAAGUGCGAAAACGUCGAGGAGCAGGCGCAGGCGGACGAGCUGCUGCAGAAGCUGGCCGAUAUGCGCAUCACGGUGCCGCAGAAGUACGGCACUGAGCUGAAGCAGAUCGAGCUCAAGUGCGAGCUGCAGCAGAAGCCGGCGAACGAUACGGUGUUGAAGCCGGACGAAAAGACGAAUCUGACCAAAAUCGCGUACACGGUGCAACGUGAAGCGAAGCGGGUACUUCAACGUUGCGAGAAGCUAACGACCGACACGAACGAUCCGAACGCACCGGCGGUGACGAACGUGGCGGAGCUUGUCGCUAAGAUACGGACCGCGGCACUGCUCGUGGCAGAAGCGGUCACGGCGGCCAGCAAGAACACGGACACGGUGCUGGAGCAGAUGAAACCCAUCGUCGAGGAUGAGAGUAGCAGGGAAAACACGCAGCUGUUCGAGCAUAUCAAGGUGAUGCACAUGGUAAACUCGGAUGCGCUUGCUGUGGCAGCGAAAGUGGAAGCGACGGUAGCCGCAUUAUCGCUGGAAGUACCAACCGACCCGUCGAACGUGGACGAGAAUGGAGCGGUAAAGGCGGAAGCGACCGAUGCAUCGAAGGUGGAGGAAGCAGCCGGCGCCACAGUCGCCGAACCGCUUCCAUCGAAGGAAGCGGUGACCGGUGCCACCGCCGCCGAACCGCUUCCAUCGAAGGAUGCGGUGGCCGACGCCACCGUCACCGAACCGCUUCCGUCGAAGGAAACGGUGACCGCGGUGAGCAGUGCGGUACAGGAGGCUGUCUUUGCGACGGUGGCCGUCGCGUUUGCCGUCCGCAAAUUGUACGAGAUCGCCCCACCGAAACAGAUAACCGUCGACGUGGCUACGGAGAAGAAGCUGACGCGCAUGUUCGGUGCCCAACUUCCCGAGGUGCCUUCCUAA